CGUUUGGUAGUUUGAGAAGAUGUCGACUGUCGAAUUGUACAAUUUUGAGUCGGCACGCAAAGAUUUUUCGAAAUGCAUCGAAAACACUGUGAAAGUGGAGAAAAAAGAAGAUUUGUUAACUUUUGUUCAGCAGUACGAAGGAAGUGAUGCUGAAAAGAAAGCCACAUUAGAUCAAGCUUUCAAAGAUGCCUUAAAGGAACUUGUGGCUGUCCAAAGAAAUUGUGCGAAGUUUAAGACUGUGAUUAAUCUUAGUGCCUAUGCAGUGACACAAGACCUGUGCUCGUCUUUCACCCCCUUCCAUCUUCUGUCUGACCUCUUUGACAUGGUGACCUUGGAUGUGUGCGAAGCGACCUUUGACCUGGUGGAGGACAAUGUGUAUCUAUGGAAGUCUGAUAUGUUUUUUGAGGCAGGAAAAAACUAUUUAUUGCGGAUGUGUAACGAUUUACUUCGGAGAUUGUCAAAGGCCCACAAUACAGUGUUCUGUGGCAGAAUACAACUCUUCCUGGCAAGACUGUUUCCCCUCUCAGAGAAGUCAGCGCUGAAUUUGACCAGUCAGUUUAACCUGGAGAAUGUGACAGUUUACUUGAGUGAGCCAGAGGAACUGAAACCUAAGGGAUCAGAUAAAAAUGAGAGCAUGGAAGGGAUUGAGGAAGGAGAAAUGUCUGAUCUCUCUUUCUCGAGUGAUCCCUGUCCAAUAGAUUACAACUUGUACAGAAAGUUCUGGUACUUGCAAGAUAUCUUCAGAAAACCUACACAGUGUUAUGAGAAGGCGCCAUGGAAGAAGUUCUCUUCAGUGAGUACUUGUGGGUUGUGGGGGCCUAUCAGUGCAACUCACCCCCUAUCUGAGUUGUUUGACCUGCAGCUUAGUGACAGUAAUUUUCGCCGAUACGUCCUGGUGCAGUUCCUGAUACUUUUCCAGUAUCUCCACUUACCUGUUAGAUUCAAAAGUUCUAGCUUUGUGCUGACAGAAGAACAGAAUCAGUGGGUGGACAGCACACAGGAGAAGGUGUACAGACUAAUAAAGGAGACACCUCCUGAUGGUGACAAGUUUGUGCAAGCCAUCAAGCAUAUACUGAAACGGGAAGAGAAUUGGAACAGCUGGAAGAAUGAAGGGUGUCCAAGUUUUGAGAGGAGUAAAGGUGAUAGUAGUCAGACCAAACAGAAACUAAGUCGGAAGAGUGUUGGAGAUGAUCUUCAAGCUACUGGAGGAAAAAUCAUCAAGAUGGGGAAUGCUGAGUUGACAAGACUUUGGAAUCUGAGUCCUGGUAAUAUGGCAGCAUGUAAAUCAGACAAAAGGGUGUUCUUACCGAGUGUUGAAGAAUUUUUCGCUGAACCAAUUGAACAAGCUGAUCCUGAAAACAUGAUUGAAGAUGAAUACAAACUUGUAAACAACAUAAACUUCCAGUGGAGAGCUCUGCGUCUGCUGGCCAGGAGAAGUCCCCAUUUUUUCACACACACCAACCAGCCGGCCAUGGCCUUGCCUGCAUACUUGGAACUGAUGGUUACUAAACUGGCCAAGGAGAUGCCACCAGCCGAGGAAGUGAAGACCCAGAUUGAAGAUGAGGAAGAAUUAAAGGAUACUCCAGAUGAGGUGGAUAAUCUGAAACAUACAGACACUAGUCCUGCAGAGGUCGUUGAAAAACUGAGUGCACAACAGAUUCAGCUGGUGAGUGACAAGAUUGAUUCAGACUGGAAGAAGCUGGCCACCGAGUUAAACUUCCUAGAUGACGAAAUUUUGUAUUUUGAGAGUGAAACCACAGAGGUAUCAGCACAAGCUAUAAAGAUGUUGACAAAAUGGCAGGAAAAUGAAGGUGAGAGAGCAACACCAGGGGCCCUGAAGAUUGCCCUGAGAGAGAUCGGGCUGGCAGAAAUUGCGGAGACAAUCUUCAAAAACAUCACAGAAUGAGACUUUGUCAUGGGUAUUAAAUACUGCACAUAUAAUGAAUGCAUCCUCAUCUCUUUGUACGAUUCAUUCACAUC
This is a messenger RNA of Liolophura sinensis, 1980 nucleotides long. Its product is annotated as THO complex subunit 1-like. The record is from RefSeq and is a predicted model, not a curated record. Gene Ontology annotation, cellular component: THO complex part of transcription export complex. The transcript is spliced from 19 exons. Lineage: Eukaryota; Metazoa; Mollusca; Polyplacophora; Chitonida; Chitonidae. Bases 20 to 1906 code for a protein of 628 amino acids. Gene Ontology annotation, molecular function: protein binding. Gene Ontology annotation, biological process: signal transduction; mRNA export from nucleus.